This is a messenger RNA of Dovyalis caffra, 639 nucleotides long. NCBI's taxonomy places the organism in Eukaryota, Viridiplantae, Streptophyta, Magnoliopsida, Malpighiales, Salicaceae. The record is from the annotation of a GenBank genome assembly.
AUGCGUAAUAUUGUUCUUAGUGCUUUCCCUCGCAAUAUGAGGCUGCCUGAUCCAUCUACUCCCAACUUAAAGAUUGAUUUGCUUCCGGAAAUUAGGGAACCUCCUCACAUUCUCUCUGAGGUUGAUGCUGUUCUUAAAGCAAAGCAGAUGAAAGCCGAUGUAGAUGAAUAUCUCAAGACGAGGCAGCAGGGUUCUUCAUUCCUAACUGAAUUGAAGCAGAGAUUGCUCCUUUCAUCUAGUGAAGCUGCAUCUGCUGGAACCCGCUAUAAUGUGCCUUUGAUCAACUCCCUUGUGCUUUACGCUGGAAUGCAGGCCAUACAGCAGCUGCAGGCUAGAACACCUCAUGGACAAUCUGCAGGAAAUACCGUUCCUUUAGCUGUAUUUUUGGUGGAUGCUGCUUUAGAUAUUUACCAGACACUAAUACUCGACCUGGACACUGAAGGACGAUACCUCUUUCUAAAUGCUCAGGAAAUUAUCCAAGAGCAGAUUACAAGAGUCCUUUUGGAACGCCUAAUUGUUAAUCGACCUCAUCCAUGGGGACUUCUGAUUACUUUCAUCGAGCUCAUCAAGUCGUGCCGUGUUUGGUGGCUCGGUACUGUUUUUGCAUCUGCUUCUGUUGCAGCAAAUGAACAUGAAUAG